AUGUCUGCACCAAACGCAGGUCGUCAGUCCCCAGAGCCUGAGACCCAGACCAACGCUCAGCACGGACAGCCUCAACCCGGCAGUGGAAAGAUCGAUGAAUCCAGCGGCAAGGACGAAGGCAAAGAUAACCAGGCCGAAGGCUUGUCCAGCAACCCCACCCACAUCCUCGAGAAACACUCUCAAGCAACAACGAGCAAGACAACAUGA
Capronia coronata CBS 617.96 is the source of this 207-nucleotide messenger RNA. RefSeq lists its product as uncharacterized. NCBI's taxonomy places the organism in Eukaryota, Fungi, Ascomycota, Eurotiomycetes, Chaetothyriales, Herpotrichiellaceae. The transcript has 2 exons. The record is from RefSeq and is a predicted model, not a curated record. The coding region runs from base 1 to 207 and encodes 68 amino acids.